Cuscuta campestris is the source of this 1067-nucleotide messenger RNA. The record is from the annotation of a GenBank genome assembly. NCBI's taxonomy places the organism in Eukaryota, Viridiplantae, Streptophyta, Magnoliopsida, Solanales, Convolvulaceae.
GUAGAAUCUAGAGUUUGACUACCAUGAGUCCAAGUGAAAAUACCACCAGAGAAGGGAGGUGAAAGAAGACCACACGCAUCAAUGCAACUCCUGAAAUCUUCCAUAUCAAGAAGGGGCUUUCCUAGCUUCUUUAGAUGCCUUGGGAAUGGGUAAUGAGGUUGAGCAUUUUUAGGCAUAGGAAGUUCAAAAGGAAUCAGAUUGGAGUUGAUCCAAAUAGUGGGUUCUGCUUCCCCUUCAGAGUGGAAUCCAGCUUCAGGAAAAUCUUAGAUGCAAAAGACUUGGCAGCUGGGAAGGAAGGGAAAUGGUCAUGGACCUUGAACAGGGAGGGUAGAGACCAAGGGGAUUGGGAAUCAAGCUCUGGGGAUGUUUCCUGUACUUUGGCUUCUUCCUCUUUGUCUGGUUGCAAAUCAAUAGGCAGUGGGGUUACAGGGUAUACCAUUUCAGUAGCUACAGCUGUUUCCACAGCUGAUCCUGAGACUACUGAGGGGUCUUGAAGCCCAGAGACAGAUACAGUUUGAAGAACCAAGUUUGUGACAGAGGGUGCAGAAUCCUGGCACAUCUUCAUAACUGCAAUUAAGUUCCAAGUCCCUAGGGCCAAUUCUUAAAUGAAUCUUGGGUGGGAGAGGUUGUGAGAUAUCAAUCUCAAUACAACAUCUAGCUUCUUCAGUACGAAUCAGAUUUGAAGUUUGUGAGUCCAUAAGGAGAGGUUUUCCCAGAGUACUAGCUAUGGUGAAGAGAGCUUUGAAAUUUAGAAGGACAUCUUUUUUGCUGAACAUUCGAAGUCUGAAUCCCCCAAUGAAUCCAAUGCCUACAAGGAAAUCAUGGAUAUCCUGGGCUGAAUGAAGUUGCUGGUCCUACCAACAACAGCGUGUUUGAGGUUUCCAUUAAGUUGUCUCUCCUCGUCCAGGGUGAAGGAGGCAGAAGGCAUGCCCUUAAAGCAGCCUUCCACUCUGCCAAGAGCUUGGAUUCCAUCUUCUUUGAACAGCUGACUGAAUAGUUUCUUUGUAUUAGGAUAUUGAGUAGACGCUCUUUGUUGCCCAGAUCCCUAGUAAAGAAACUCCUUCUGG